Molecule: messenger RNA, 539 nt
Organism: Amoebophrya sp. A25
Lineage: Eukaryota; Dinophyceae; Syndiniales; Amoebophryaceae
Source: the annotation of a GenBank genome assembly
AGGCCUUCGAUCGCGUUUGCAGGCUGGGCUCGCGCUUCUCUACGGUUUACCUGAUGAAAAUGGUCGCAGCCUUGCGAGAUUCGCCGCCGAGCAGAUCACACUCAGAGGAUGGCAGAAGUAAGUGCGAAACUGUGGAGGCUUGGAUGGUGGAGAAGCAACGAGAGAAGAAGGCUGCUAUCCAAAAAGGAAUGGGCGAGAAGAUGACUGCGGCUGCGGGUCAGAACAAGCUGAAUGUUGCCGAUUUUUUGGCCUCGUCUUGCUCUCUAAAGCGUCCCGAGAACUCGACGGAGAGCACCAAUACCAAGCGCAGGCGCGUCGGAGGAUGAAGGUGACCCACUGCGGGCUUCGCAAUUAAUGAUCAGCUUCAUCGCGUCACUCGUCAGCGCUAACGAGCUGAUAUUAGUACCUACUUGGCCGUAGUUUUUUCAUUUGCUGUAGCGUCGAUGUAUUCGCUUAUCGGAGAUCCUACUUCGUUUUUUAUUCCUGAAAGACGAAUCAUCCGCAUCGUUCCUCCGCAUCCCCAGCCCCAUCCACCGCAU